Molecule: messenger RNA, 1134 nt
Organism: Magnolia sinica
Lineage: Eukaryota; Viridiplantae; Streptophyta; Magnoliopsida; Magnoliales; Magnoliaceae
Product: 2-alkenal reductase (NADP(+)-dependent)-like
Exons: 5
Coding region: 1-906 (301 amino acids)
Molecular function (GO): 2-alkenal reductase [NAD(P)H] activity
Source: RefSeq, a predicted model, not a curated record
AUGUAUCGCGGCCAGGCAGCGAGACUCGAGACCCUCGCCUUCCGGGUUGCUUCCCCUACCAGCUCGUGGCCGCUUCUAUGCGCAGCAGGCGCCAAGCCAGGACCCGCAGUCAUCGACUGGUGGAGUCGUCGAGCGAGGUCAGUGGAGUGUGUUACACCAGCCAAUCCAGUUCCGUGUUUUAAGAUUUAUACGAGAGAGAGAGAGAGAGAGAGAGAGAGAGAGAGAGAGAUGGGAAGCGAGGAGGAAACGGUGGAAAGUAGGGAAUGGGUGUUGUCCUCAUACAUUCCUCAGGGCGUGCCAACUUCCGACCAUCUCAAGAUCCGGACGGUGAGGAUAGACGUUGGUGUUGACUCCAUUCCGGACAGCCAUGUGGCCGUGCAGAUCUUAUUUAUAUCCGUUGAUCCAUAUCUCCGGGCCAUGAUGACUGGCCAAGAAGACGGGCUUUACCUCAACCAGUUCCAGCUUAACCAGGCUUUACGUACAUUUGGUGUUGGGAGAAUUAUUAGCUCCAAGGAUGCAAAUUACAAGAAUGGGGACUUGGUUUCCAAUCCUUUCUUCCCUGUUGCCAACUAUUGUGUGAUUGGAUCGGUUUUUCUUCACAAAAUUGAUAUCAAGGAUGGCAUUUCUUUGCUUGAUUAUCUAAGUGUCCUCGGAGUUCCUGGAUUUACAGCUUGGGUGGGAAUGCAAGUGGUCGGAGAUCCAAAACCGGAAGAGAAUGUUUUUAUUUCAGCAGCAGCUGGAGCAGUUGGAAUGUUUGCUAGCCAAUUGGCGAAACUCAAAGGCUGCAGAGUUGUUGGAAGCACUGGAACAGAUGAAAAGGUAAAGCUUCUUAAGGAUGAGUUUGGGUAUGAUGAUGCUUUCAAUUACAAAAAGGAGACUGAUUUUGAUGCUGCGUUGAAGAAGUAAGUUACCCUUCAAUCAUCUAACCCUAUUUUACAAAAGAACCAAGGUUAAAUGUUGGUUGUGGCCCCUGUAGCAGGCCAAACGUGUUACUCCCAGUAGGUUGGCCCCACUUUAUUAGGGCAUGUUUGAUUUUGUAAUUACAUAGGUAAUUCAAGGUAAAUGGGUAAUAAUUAUUUACCUUUGUAUUUUUGGUUGGAUUUCCAAGGCGAUGUUCACUGCCACUUUCAUUUA